AACACACGAGCCACCGGUCAGGCGGCGGCAGAAUACGGAACAGCGACACAACCGCUGGCUGAACGGCGCACACACACUCUCUCUGACACACACACGCAUGUAGUCAGCGGUUAGUUACCUGAACCUGUCCGCUCAUUAGUCUCGAACAUGACUGCGUUUGCUCCAAACUGCGCCACCGGCUGAGACUAGCUACUCUGCCUGGAAGUAAACUACCGAGACAAACCGCCGCACCUCCCCUCCCUCCCUCUCCUCCUCCGCGGCCGCGUUCAGCUCCUCACCUCCGGUAUCGGGUGUCUCAAUGGCGGACCCGACGGAACCAGCCCCGAGGAGCGUGGAGGAUGAGAAGACAGAGACUAUCAACGACGCAGAGCUGGCGCUGAAGGGGAUCAAUAUGCUCCUCAACAAUGGAUUCAAGGAGAGCGACGAGCUCUUCAGAUUGUACAGGAACCACAGUCCUUUGAUGAGUUUCGGAGCCAGUUUUGUGAGUUUUCUGAACGCCAUGAUGACAUUUGAGGAGGAGAAAAUGCAGAUGGCCUUUGAGGACCUCAAAGCUACAGAGAGACUGUGUGAGAGUGAAAACACUGGAGUCAUUGAGACCAUUAAAAACAAGAUCAAGAGGAGUAUGGACUCCCAGAGGUCGGGGGUGGCCGCAGUGGACCGACUCCAGAGGCAGAUCAUCAUCGCAGACUGCCAGGUUUACCUUGCAGUGCUGUCUUUCAUCAAACAAGAGCUGUCGUCGUACAUCAAAGGAGGCUGGAUCCUCCGCAAAGCUUGGAAGAUGUACAACAAAUGCUACAGCGACAUCACACACCUGCAGGAGGGCAGCAGAAGACGAGCCUCCGAACAGCAAGCACUGCCGCCUCCGUCUCUGUCCUCUGACAAGUCCGAGCACAGCCGCUCCUCUUCGCCCGGGCCGAGCCCAUCCCUGAGACUAGACGGCAUCAACCCCGAGGCGCUGGAUCGACUAAAAGGUUCGGUCAGCUUCGGUUACGGCCUCUUCCACCUCUGCAUCUCCAUGGUGCCGCCGCACCUCCUGAAGAUCGUCAACCUGCUGGGCUUCCCUGGCGACCGCCUUCAGGGCCUGUCAGCGCUCACGUACGCCAGUGAAAGUAAGGACAUGAAGGCCCCCUUAGCUACCCUGGCCCUCCUGUGGUACCACACAGUAGUGCAGCCUUUCUUUGCUCUGGACGGCACAGACACACAGGCAGGCCUGAUGGAAGCCAAGUCCAUCCUACAACAAAGGGAGGCCAUCUAUCCCAACUCCUCCCUCUUCAUGUUUUUCAAAGGCAGAGUCCAACGCCUCGAGUGCCAGAUCAGUAAUGCCUUGACGUCCUUCCGUGAUGCCUUAGAUCUGGCCUCUGACCAGAGGGAGAUUCAGCACGUGUGUUUAUAUGAAAUAGGUUGGUGCAGCAUGAUCGAACUGAACUACAGCGAAGCCUACAGGGCCUUUGAGCGACUGAAGACAGAGUCUCGCUGGUCCCAGUGCUACUACGCCUAUUUAACUGGAGUGUGCCAAGGAGCCACAGGUGAUCUGGAGGGAGCUGUCAGGGUUUUUAAGGAUGUUGAAAGGCUUUUCAAACGCAAAAAUAAUCAGAUCGAGUUGUUCUCCAUGAAGAGGGCUGAGAAGCUAAGGACCACCAGCCUGUCCAGAGAACUCUGCAUCCUGUCUGUGAUUGAGAUUCUUUACCUCUGGAAAGCUCUGCCCAACUGCUCCACCGCCAAGCUGCAGACGAUGACACAAGUCCUGCAGGGGAUUGACGAUGCCUCAUGUGCAGGCCUGAAAAACCUGCUUCUCGGUGCCAUUAACAGAUGUCUUCAUAAUACCAAAGAUGCCAUCCAGUAUUUCCAUCUGGCCGCGAGGGAUGAGGUCGGUCGUCUGAGCAACUCUUACGUGCAGCCCUACUCCUGCUAUGAGCUGGGCUGUGUGCUGCUCAACACCCCAGAGUCUGCAGGGAAGGGCAGAAUGCUGAUGCUUCAGGCUAAGGAGGACUACGCCGGCUAUGACUUUGAGAACAGGCUCCAUGUUCGCAUUCAUUCAGCUCUGGCCUCUAUGAGAGCUGCUGCAGCACAGCCUUGACAUUUCAUCUGCACCUCAGAAAGAACUGGAAGAAAUGUCUUUUUAAAAAGCCACAAAACCAUUCAAGUCAUCACUGUUAUAUUGUUUUAAUUUAUUUUCAUAUUCUGAGCCAGUGCAUCAUUUUAAAAUGUGUGCAAUAAACAGCAGCUGUUUUAAGGGAGAAUAGUUACAGAAGGUAUUAUGUUACUGUAUUUUAAAAUAAAUUAACUAAUCAGGUUUUUAUUGUUUACAUGGCUAAUCUCAAAACUAGAUUCUAGUCAAAUCUAUACAUUAAUUUUGAAAAGGGUUAGUGAAAUCGCUUCAGAGUUUUUCCUCUGAGUCAGGUCAAGUUAUGGCACAUAAACUAUUAACUGACAAAGCAGUUAAAAUUAAUGACUCAGCCAUCUCAGUGUUGGUUGUAAAGGCUUUGCUAAUCCAUAGGCAUGAGUACCAAACAGUGAUUGUUUUUUAGUGCAGCCCCCUUUUUUAAGCAGACUUGUUUUUAUCUGUGUAAAUAUGUCUUGCACACAGGUUUUAAUAGAUGUGCCAACAUCAUGUUGAGUGGCCCUAGAUACACAGUGCUACUCUUGGCUGUAAACUGGAUCUCAUUUAUAUUGUUUGUUUUAAGAUAAUAAAAUGGGCACUGUAAAA
Epinephelus lanceolatus (giant grouper) is the source of this 2707-nucleotide messenger RNA. Its product is annotated as tetratricopeptide repeat protein 39C-like. Lineage: Eukaryota; Metazoa; Chordata; Actinopteri; Perciformes; Serranidae. The record is from RefSeq and is a predicted model, not a curated record. Gene Ontology annotation, molecular function: protein binding. Gene Ontology annotation, biological process: cilium assembly; otolith morphogenesis.